Molecule: messenger RNA, 819 nt
Organism: Encephalitozoon romaleae SJ-2008
Lineage: Eukaryota; Fungi; Microsporidia; Unikaryonidae
Product: Ser/Thr/Tyr protein kinase
Exons: 1
Coding region: 1-819 (272 amino acids)
Biological process (GO): mitotic spindle organization; protein phosphorylation; regulation of cytokinesis
Cellular component (GO): spindle midzone; chromosome passenger complex; spindle pole centrosome
Molecular function (GO): protein kinase activity; ATP binding
Source: RefSeq, a predicted model, not a curated record
AUGGUGGAGUAUUGGACUUUGGACAGGUUUGAAAUAGGCAGGCUGCUGGGCCGAGGAAAGUUUGGGCAGGUAUGGCUUGCAAGAGAGAAGGAAAAAGGAUUUAUAGUCGCCCUGAAAAUCAUUCCAAUUAAGGAGAUCCAGACUGUUGAGACUGCAAGACAGAUUCGGAGAGAAGUGGAAAUACAUUCCAACCUGAAACAUCCCAACAUUCUGAGGAUGUAUGGCCAUUUCCAUGACAAGGAUCAUAUAUAUUUGAUACUGGAAUAUGCAGGAAAGGGCGAGUUCUUUAAAUUCCUUAGCGAAAAAGGAGGUAGAUUCGGGGAAAAGGAAGCCUCUUUAUACAUAAGACAAGUGAUACUUGCGUUGAUUUAUAUGAAAGAGUGUAAUGUUAUACACAGAGAUAUAAAGCCGGAAAACCUACUGCUUGGGUCCGACAAUCAACUAAAAAUAGCAGACUUUGGAUGGGCUGUUUACAAUGCAGACAAGAGACGAAUGACAUUUUGCGGCACAAUGGAAUACCUUGCACCAGAGAUGGUCAACAACGACAUACAUGACUCUGGUAUUGAUCUGUGGUGCCUGGGGAUCCUGACAUACGAAUUUCUUAUAGGAAAAACCCCGUUUGAAAGUAAGAACAGGAACAUGAGAGAAGCUUAUAAAAGAAUCAAUUCAUUGAAAUAUUCAAUUCCAGAAACAAUCAGUUCCAAUGCCUCCGACUUCAUUUCUAAACUUCUUGUAUUGAAUUCUAACGAUAGAAUGGAACUUACGGAAGCCUUGAAUCACCCAUUUAUUGUAAAGCACUAUGGAAGAUCUAAUGAUUAA